This is a messenger RNA of Triticum aestivum (bread wheat), 634 nucleotides long. Its product is annotated as Bowman-Birk type proteinase inhibitor B6-like. Gene Ontology annotation, cellular component: extracellular region. Gene Ontology annotation, molecular function: serine-type endopeptidase inhibitor activity. Bases 72 to 344 code for a protein of 90 amino acids. The transcript is spliced from 2 exons. The record is from RefSeq and is a predicted model, not a curated record. NCBI's taxonomy places the organism in Eukaryota, Viridiplantae, Streptophyta, Magnoliopsida, Poales, Poaceae.
CAACAUAGUAUUCCACUCACAACCUAAAGAGAUAAGUGAGAGAGAUUUGCUCGAAAACCUUAAAAUCAACCAUGAAGAACACCAAGCUCGUGGCGAUCCUUGUCCUCCAGGCCAUCCUGGUCAUGGGAAUCCUCCCACACAUGAAUGCCAACUACUUCCCCAAGUGUUGUGACAAAUGCAGGUCAUUCUCGGGGGUCGAUGUAUGUGACGACGCCCAUCCUCAGUGCCCCAAGGGCUGCUCCACAUGCCGCGCGGUGCAGACAGGCCGUGUCAAGAUGUUCCGGUGUGCCAACAUGCGCUCCACCAUCAAUGGCACGUGCGGCCCACGUUGCAAAAAGAACUAACCAGUUCAACUCAGAUCACAAGACUUGUUCCGCUAAUAAGAGAAGCUCAUAUAAGAUGAGAAUUGUCACCGUAUUUAUGCGUACAUGUGGCCUCACAAUGCACGCUGACAAUGCAUCGAGUAAUAAGAAUGCCAGUGAUCCUCCCGGUUCCUCAGCCGUUUGGGAUUCCUGGCCGUUGGAUCGGCGGGCUUGAUCGGAUCUGGGCCGUCGGAUCGACCCCUAGAGCGACCGCGUCCGUCGGAUCAAAAAAAGUUACUGCUGGAAUGAAUAGUUACUACCGUUUCGUGCCA